Temnothorax curvispinosus is the source of this 827-nucleotide messenger RNA. Its product is annotated as pre-mRNA-splicing factor CEF1-like. Lineage: Eukaryota; Metazoa; Arthropoda; Insecta; Hymenoptera; Formicidae. The record is from RefSeq and is a predicted model, not a curated record. The coding region runs from base 450 to 758 and encodes 102 amino acids. The transcript has 4 exons. Gene Ontology annotation, cellular component: Prp19 complex; spliceosomal complex. Gene Ontology annotation, biological process: mRNA splicing, via spliceosome.
UUUUUCAGCUCGCUUGCGCACUCUAUUCUUAUAUCUCUGUGGCGACUUCCGCCGGCUUCAGAAAGGAAUGGACGCUCUCAGUAAAAGUCGCGCUUGAGUCGUGGACGUGUUCGAACACGUGUUUUGUCCUGAAUAAAUUUUGGAAGAUUGCUGAUGCAAUUACAAUUUCCACUCAGACUUCCAGUAAUUUUUACUCAGAUUUCGCUACGCAAUCAGUGAUUCAGACUGUUAAACAAACAGUAGCAAAUCUGGCCGUAUUCGUAUUGUCUGCUGAAAAACGGCAGGAGCCAAUAUAAAAAUAGGAAGAAGAAGGAGGAGGAGGCUGCUCUCUGGUUUCUCAGGUUUCUCUAUUCUCGUUGGUUGAGAAGAAGAAGGAGCAAGGGGCGUUUCGCGCUUUUCAUCAUUGAAAAUAUAAUUUUCGUUCACGGAGCAGCACGAAGAAAUACAAAAUGCAGUCAUAUAUGUGGACCAACACACAUUUUGACAUAUUAAAAGCGGCUGUAGCGAAAUAUGGCGAACACCAGUGGGGCCAUGUUGCCACACUGUUACCCGGGCAUAAUGCCAUGAUGUGUGAGGCACGCUGGCGCCAAUUGCAAUUACUUGAACAAGCGCAAAAGGGAGAAGAAGCAAGACCAGACCCUAAAGAUAUGGAUCAAGAUGAAUUGGAGAUGUUGCGGAUAUUUGUUCGAGAUGUUGGAGAUGUCGGAGAUGUCGUCGCCAGGGUCACGCACCAGGCUGGCAAAUUAUGUAUUCGAUAACGUUUAAUUAUUAAUUCAAUUUUAAAGAAUAUUUUUUAUGUUUUCUAAAGAUAAUAAAAUAUAUACAUA